AUGAUAAUCUCUCGGCAUGAAAGAAGACCAUCUCAAUUAGAGGCCUUAAAUGAGAUGCCCUUAUAUCCAACUGAAGAUGUCAUUUGGGAUGAAAACGUUGUACCUUCCGAAUAUUUUUCAGGAGAGGGUUGUUUAGCCCUGCCGAAAUUAAAUUUACAGUUUUUGACGCUCCAUGAUUAUUUGCUGCGGAACUUCGAUUUGUUCCGUUUGGAAUCUACAUAUGAAAUUAGACAAGAUAUAGAAGAUGCUGUAAGCCGAUUGAGCCCAUGGAAAGCCGAAGACGGUGGUGUGGUGUUUGGAGGUUGGGCGCGCAUGGCUCAACCUAUAACAAAAUUUGCAGUUGUUGAAGUUGCCAAACCAAGUAUUGGCGAAAAAAGGCCAUCCAGAGUUCGAGCAGAUGUAGCUGUUGUAUUACCAACCAGGAAUGAUGUUAGAAACGAAUGGGAAAAUUUACGAAAGCACGAUGUCUGCUUUUUGAUCUCAAUAAAACCCACUUGUCCUAUUGGAACGCGUUACCAGCACAAAGAACCAUUUAUCCCUCAAGUUGGUCUUCAUAGAGUACGAGGUUGUGAAAUAGAGGGUUUGCUAGAUGCUAAUGGUCGUGUUAUAGAAGAUGGUGUUGAUCCUAAACCAGAACUUCCUGGUGAUGAGCGUGUAUUCCGAGUCUGGUUAGAUUGCAAUCAAUAUCGAAGAGAUAUGGAUGCUUUGAGCCACGGUGAAGAUGAUGUCUAUGAAAGUUUCAAUAUUUUACUCCGGCGUAAACCCAAAGAAAAUAAUUUCAAAGCUGUUUUGGAAACAAUUCGGGAGCUAAUGAAUACUGAAUGUGUAGUUCCUGAAUGGCUGCACGACAUCUUACUUGGCUACGGUGACCCAGGUUCAGCACAUUAUUCCAGGAUGCCUAAUGAAAUAGCUUGUAUGGAUUUUAAUGAUACAUUUUUGGAUAUGGAUCAUUUAAGGGCCAGUUUUCCUAAUGCGGAAAUCAGGGUGAAGACUGAUGAUCCACGAAAACUUGUUAGACCUUUCAGAUUAACAUUUGAAAACGUUUUGAAAAAGCAGCAAGAUGAUGAGGACAUGCCGGAACCCAAUGGUAAACAGGAAAAAGAAGUUAUAACUGUUGAGCCUCAUGUUCAACCAAGCAGAGGUCCUUAUCAUUUUAAUGAACCUAAAAAGAACGCUAUACCGUUUACACCAACGCAAAUUGAAGCGAUCAGAUCAGGAAUGCAGCCAGGUUUAACAAUGGUAGUUGGUCCGCCAGGUACGGGUAAAACUGACGUGGCCGUCCAGAUCAUAUCAAAUUUGUAUCACAAUUUCCCGACACAGAGAACGCUUAUUGUAACGCAUUCUAAUCAGGCCUUGAACCAGCUUUUUGAAAAAAUUAUGGCAUUGGAUAUAGACGAACGCCAUUUAUUGCGUCUUGGUCAUGGUGAAGAAGCUCUGGAAACCGAGAAAGAUUACAGCAGAUAUGGUCGAGUUAAUUACGUUUUAGCAAAACGUUUAGAUCUUUUGACUGAAGUUCAACGAUUACAAGAUUCUUUAGAUGUUUCCGGUGAUGUUGCAUAUACUUGUGAAACUGCUGGUUAUUUCUACCUUUAUCAGGUUUUAGCAAGGUGGGAAAAAUUUCUAAAUGAGGUGCAGAAGAAUUCAAAGCAAAACCAAAACCUUGAUAUUAUAAAUGAUGAAUUUCCUUUCCACAAAUUUUUUGAGAAAGCCCCACAGCCGUUAUUUAAGAAACAAUCUUUUGAUCAGGAUAUGGAAAUUGCUCAAGGAUGUUUUAGAUAUAUAACGAGAUUAUUCACUGAAUUAGAAGAAUUUCGUGCUUUUGAAUUACUCAGAUCAGGUCUGGAUAGAACAAAAUAUUUAUUAGUCAAAGAAGCUAAAGUUAUCGCCAUGACCUGUACUCAUGCAGCUCUCAAGAGGAAAGAGUUAGUUAACAUGGGUUUUAAAUAUGACAACAUCCUAAUGGAAGAAUCGGCGCAAAUUCUGGAAAUUGAAACAUUCAUCCCUCUGUUAUUGCAAAAUCCUCAAGAUGGACACAGCAGACUGAAGCGUUGGAUUAUGAUUGGAGAUCAUCAUCAAUUGCCACCAGUUAUCAAAAAUAUGGCUUUUCAAAAAUAUAGCAACAUGGAACAAAGUUUAUUCACAAGAAUUGUUAGACUGGGUGUUCCUACUGUUGAUUUAGAUGGGCAGGGACGUUCCAGACCAGGAAUUUGCAACUUGUAUAACUGGCGCUAUAAGACUUUAGGAAAUUUGUCUCAUGUUGAAAAUUGGCCUAUUUAUAAAACUGCCAAUGCUGGUUUUUGUUAUGAGUACCAAUUAAUAAAUGUGGAAGAUUUUAAUGGUGUUGGUGAAUCUGAACCUAGUCCAUACUUUUAUCAGAAUUUGGCAGAAGCUGAAUAUGUUGUUGCAGUGUUUAUGUAUAUGAGAUUGUUAGGGUAUCCAGCAGAAAAAAUAUCAAUUCUCACAACUUAUAAUGGCCAAAAGCAUUUGAUUCGAGAUGUGAUUAAUAUGAGAUGCACAGAUAAUCCACUAAUUGGCCGUCCACAUAAGGUUACAACUGUUGACAAGUACCAGGGUCAGCAGAAUGAUUAUGUAUUAGUUUCCUUGGUACGUACAAGAGCCGUAGGUCAUUUAAGAGAUGUCAGACGUCUUAUUGUGGCAAUGUCCAGAGCACGGCUAGGAUUAUAUGUAUUUGCAAGAGCUUCUUUAUUCCAAAACUGUUUUGAACUUCAACCUACAUUUAAUCAGUUGGUUCAAAGGCCAUAUGAACUGCAUUUGGCUCAAGGGGAGGUGUUCCCUACAGAACGACGAGCAGAGCAACAACCACAGCAUCCACCUCUUAUCAUGAAAGACAUGCCUGAAAUGGCUAAAUAUGUUUAUCAGUAUUACAUGGAGACUAUAAAGGCAAUGCAAAAAGGAAUGGUUCAGCCUAAAUCUUGGAGUAAACCAGGUGAUGUUCCAACAAAUGCACCAGAGAAACCAGCAGCAGCUCAUCCUAGUGGUGAUAGAGACUCCGACAGUGAGGAUGAGGAACAAAAUAAUCAACCACAAACUGAACAAAUAAGUACAAAUACAAAACUGAUUCAGAAAAUACAAAAGACUUAG
Molecule: messenger RNA, 3102 nt
Organism: Ctenocephalides felis (cat flea)
Lineage: Eukaryota; Metazoa; Arthropoda; Insecta; Siphonaptera; Pulicidae
Product: RNA helicase aquarius-like
Exons: 18
Coding region: 1-3102 (1033 amino acids)
Cellular component (GO): catalytic step 2 spliceosome
Molecular function (GO): helicase activity; mRNA binding
Source: RefSeq, a predicted model, not a curated record